Molecule: messenger RNA, 1249 nt
Organism: Phytophthora infestans T30-4
Lineage: Eukaryota; Oomycota; Peronosporomycetes; Peronosporales; Peronosporaceae
Exons: 5
Coding region: 50-1249 (399 amino acids)
Biological process (GO): snRNA 3'-end processing
Cellular component (GO): integrator complex
Molecular function (GO): protein binding
Source: RefSeq, a predicted model, not a curated record
GGGAAUAUACAUAUUUCCCCCGCCCCUCCGUCGGAUAGCGACAAUGCUGAUGCCGGGGUCUCCGCGCCCGGGUACGCCCGCUCCUCAAGAUGAGGUCGACGGCGUGUAUCGCUCCCUGUUCCAGCAGCCAGUGGUGGAAAUUCCUCCGACCGCUCCGUCUUACGCCUGGUUCGAGUUUCUGCUGCAGCCGGAGGCACUCCAGAAACACCUGACCACCCUCCGCCAGCAAAAGAAGGCUGACGUACACAGCGCCACGUCCGCCAUCGAGUUGGUGCGCGAGUUCCUGGACCAGGCGCAACUGGUUGCUGAUGAGGGCAACGUACGCAAUAAACGCUACAGUGCGCUACUGCUGGUAGCGGCCCAAGUGGCGCUGCAGAUGCAACUGCCACUAUCCGUCAUCGAGGAGGCGCUACCCCUGCACUUCCAGCGACUGCUGCUCGACGGUAUCGUAGACUUCGCCGAGCAGCCGUCCAGCCGCCGCAGCGAGUUUACAAAUGCCAUUACCCUUCAGCCCUACGAGGCGCAUGUGCUGCACAACCGCUGGACACUGCGCACACUCGUGAACCAGUCCCAGAACGGAUACUUGACCUGCAGUACGCGCGGCGAGGGCGAGGAGAUCUCGUCCACGUACCAGAUGGCGCUGGGCGAUCUCAUGGCCAAUCACCUUCAGAUCGCGCAGAACAUUCAGACGAUUCUCAUGAAGGACGAGAAGCAAAAGCUCUCAGUGCUGGCACAGCUGGAAACAUACUACGACCUGGGCAUGUAUUUUUUCAGCUUCAACGGGUUUGAAAAGGCCUACAGCUGUUUCAGUCGAGCCUCGGAGCUUGUGGACGACGCAGAAAAUGCGAAUCUGGAAGGAUACCUCGCUGCAUGUGAAGCAGUGCUGGAAAUGCAGUCGGUGAGCGAGAGUCCCUCAGUCCUCAAGACACCAAAGUUACAGAUCGCAAUGGCCUGGGAAGGUCGAGAAUGGGACAAAGUAGUUGAACUCCUUGAGAAUGAUAUCGUAGCCUCGGACCUGGAUCGACUGCCACUAAGUUAUCGUGCGGCGCUGGAGCAGCAGGCUCUGCGACUGUUGCGAUCCAGUAGCAACAACUCAGUAGAGUACGAUCCGCAGAUUUCCACUCAUACCAUUCGCUUUUUCUACAAACGGAUUGUGAUGGAGAAUGCUACUUGCGUCUGUGUCUGCAUCCGACUGCUUCAGGACGAGAUCUUUCACACCACAUGGCUCUGUAUGCUCAAACGGGCCUAA